AUGCGUGUCGAGUCAUUGCCGGAUACCCCGAGCUUCAAGCUUCAAGAGGCAGCCUUGAGGAGCGCCACGACAGAUGGCCUGCUGGUGCACCCGUUCAUCGCAGUCUGCCAUGUCUAUUUUGCGCUCAUGGACGGCAUCCGUAAGAAGUACAGAGAGCUAGUAAGCGCGCUCAGCGAUAUAAGAAUCGGUGUUGCGCAGCCCAAUUCUUCAGUUCUCAAACCCUCUUCCUCUUUUUCAGAUCAAGGUACUGGGUACAUAUUUGCCCGCGUUAACCAUGGAUUGGAGGACUUCCACAUUAAUCUGACGUCGCUGGGUCACGACGCGGAGAAGGCUGUUGGCGGCCUGCUGCAAUUCGCCCCAGAUCUACUCCAUUCCCUCUCUCAUGGCCAUUCAGAGUCCGAGACAGCCGACGCGGCCGACGCCUUAGGUGACCUCGGUGAAGACGCAGCCGGCUUAUCCGAACUGUUGGUGAGAGUUGCUCCGAGCUCAGAGGCCAUCCACUUCAACCAGACGGCGACUGGCCACGAGAUCGAAGGCGCUACCGGCGAUGUUCCGGCGCUCCCCCUGACUGUGCUCACAUGGCUCAGAGGUGGUGCUGAAGAAGAGCGAUACGUUAAGACGCGCCGAGGGCUCGUAAACAAAAUGGUACGGGGAGGAGUAUUGGACAAGUUGGAUUGA
This is a messenger RNA of Postia placenta MAD-698-R-SB12, 678 nucleotides long. RefSeq lists its product as hypothetical. The transcript has 3 exons. The coding region runs from base 1 to 678 and encodes 225 amino acids. The record is from RefSeq and is a predicted model, not a curated record. Lineage: Eukaryota; Fungi; Basidiomycota; Agaricomycetes; Polyporales; Adustoporiaceae.